Molecule: messenger RNA, 829 nt
Organism: Cimex lectularius (bed bug)
Lineage: Eukaryota; Metazoa; Arthropoda; Insecta; Hemiptera; Cimicidae
Exons: 3
Coding region: 133-723 (196 amino acids)
Source: RefSeq, a predicted model, not a curated record
CUCUCAAGCGUCAUGUCGAGCUGCAAUGCCUUUCUCCCUUUUACAUUUGGCGUCAUUCUUCACGUCGAAUAGGGUCGAAACCGGACUGACGUAAGUCGGAAAAAUGAUAGCGGUACUCGUUCUCCCCUGAAGAUGUACAAGAUAGUAAGGCAAGGAGAGUCUUCUCUCCAAUACAGAAUCCUUCCUCAGGAAGACAAUUCCGUAAAAAUAGAAAGACACAGGCGGCUGAAAAGAAAUAGGAUAGCCUGCGUACUAAUCGUCAGUCUUAUUAUCGGCUGCGUGACUGUUGCGGCAGCUGUCAUUAUACCGAUACUGUUGACGACGAACAUCGUCGCGCUUCCUGCGAAAUACCAGACUUUCGCCUUUUCGACGAAACACGGCAAAUACAAUAUUCCCGGUACUCAAUUCAUAGCCAUCCUACCGGUCAAAGAGGCACAUUUCAAAGAGAUCAAGAUAUUUCAGGCGUCGGAAACCAGCCACCGCGGUGCUAACCAAACAGAAAAAGCUAGGGCCCUACUUCUUUCUGGAAAAGAGGAUUGGCCAAGCUUACCCGCCUGGAAAGCGGUCGGAGUCUACAAGCUAGUCAUUAUUGCCGUCUCUGUGGUGGUGAUCCUCAUUAUUUUCAUUGUUAUCGUCAAAAGGAGAACGAGGCAUAGAGAUGACCAAGAGAUUGGCUGGGAUCUGCAGGGAAAUGAGUUGCUGUCUGAUGCUGAGGACGACUGAAGAAAAUAUAAUCCGAAGAUCUGAACACCGCUGUAGUUAGUUGUACUCACCCAACUUUCAAACAAGUUUUAUUAUCAUAAAUAUAUAUUAUUAUACAUGUUCAAUA